AUGUCAGGAGUGCUGGGCCUCUGGGUUGCUGAACGGGGCUCGGACGGCAGGGAGUACAGCAUCGGCGUGUACGAGGCCCCGCUGGACGCGCCUCAGCGGAACCGCAGAGACGAAGGCGACCUCCACUGGCUUGACGGAGGAGCCCGGUGGGCCCCGCACGAGUCGCGCAACCGGAACGAGCCGAGGAUGACGCACGGCGGGCCCGUCAUGUGCCCGUGCAUCGGCAGCUACAGUUGGCACGGCGAGCAUGAAAUGGACACGAUGCGGGACACGACGAGGAAGUAUCGUCUGAACGGGGGGCGCGGAGCUUUAACCGGGAGUUUCCACUGCUGGGGUUGUGGACGCAUUCGGUUCGGUGACAGCUGGCACUGCAAGAGGCACGAGAUCGACUUCUGCAUGGAGUGUCGAGGCAGUUUCGGGAGGGACUACCUCCCGAGCAUGUUCUUCGAGAUGCGUUUGUCUGCGAAAGGCUGGAGUACGAACUUGGUGCACGAGUUCGAGGACAUGCACCUGCCCGUCGUCUACGAUUUCCUGCACUUCAAGAUCAACCCCGAGGAGAUCAAGACGAGCUUCGAUGGUACCACUCCACGCAGGUCGCCUUCUGAGCGGGAUCGGAGGAUCAGAGAGUUGCGCGACGCAGCUCGAGAGGCCGAAGCCCUAGCGACAGGCGGGGCGGACGUCAAAGGAGGACAGAAAACGAAUACCGAGAAGGGCUCAAAAGGAAGGAGCGCCGCGGAGAAGGCGCAGGCCCAGGUGCGAGGCAAAGGCAAGCACCCGCGCGGGGGCGAACAGAAGCCGAAGGCCUCACCCCGUGGGACCGUAGGCAGAGCGAUGUCGCCCCUACCGACGCGGAAGGGAAGGCGGCGUUUGCCGACCUACCUCGAGCACCUGACGCCGGAAGAUGGCACUAUCGACGUCCUGAACUGGUGGAACCUGCUCGACAGGUACACCCAAAGGAAGCUGGACUACAUUCUCAAGGACGGCCGCGACGGGUGUAUGACCCACUGGAACUGGUGGGGCGCGGCAGGCUACCUGGCGACCCAGCUCCUAAGGCACGGCAAGAGAGGGAACUACGACCAGAGUCCCCAGGACUUCGUCAAGAACUGCCCCGAUAUCAGGCGCUGCUGGAAGAGUUUCGACGAAGAUGUGUGGAUGAAGGUUUCGGACAUGGUCCAGUUCCCGAACCUGAAGACCAUCGGGAUGCAGGAGAAGGACCUGGUCGAUUACGUCAAAGCUCUUCGAUUCAGCGACGACGUCAAGCUCGACAGGAAGCGAAUGGACGUCAAACAAGUGGAUGGCGUCUGGCAUGCCCGAGCAGUCCACGGCCAUUCGCAGGAGGCCAUGGAGAGCGCGGGAGUCCGUGGGGACGAGGGCGUACUGGGCCUUUACUACGUGCCGCCGAGGGUGCAGGAGUUCCUCUACUUCGGAUUCGCAGCGGUCAACGCGGACGACAUACGCCGCGAUGGGAUUCUCUGCGGCGGGGCGCAACAGUACCGCGCAUCGAUCCACGCGACGAUCACAGUGAACGGGAUCUAUGACGAUCGCUCGGGACAGGCGUACCAGGGCACGAAGGGUAACGCCUAUGCCGUGAUCGACAUUCACCGGAUGCUGAAGUACUAUACCGCGAAUGGGAAGGCCAUCCCGCUCUACAUGAACAAGAACGGGGCGAGAAGCAGCUGCAGCAAGGGCGGCCACGAGAUCCGGCGCAGCGCCGGCAGCCGCGCCGGCAGCGGCGGCGAGACCCGCCGCGGGGGCCGCAGCAGCUGUGAGGCGAUCGACCUUGCGGAAGUUUUGACGCUGAAGGACGUUUACAAUGACCCUGAGAAGUUUGCCCGACCGGAGGUGUACCGAGGGAUCACUUACGAGGUGGGGUACAUGCAUGGGCUGUACUGCAUCGCUCACAUGCGCACGAAGGACUUCGAGACGAUCGUGUCCAUCUCGACCAGCCCCGUCACCGAUUGCACUACGGGUGCCAUCGUGAACGCCGCGAACGAAGUCUGCCUGGGUGGCGUGGGCGUGGACGGAGCGGUGAACGAGCUGGGUGGACAAGAUCUCUUGCGAGCGCGCCGAGCUCUGCCGAUCGUUGGCAGAAGCAAUGGCAGAGAUAUCAGAUGCCGUACCGGAAGGGCGGUGGCGACCAGUGCGGGCAACUUGCCGUGCACCUACGUGAUUCACGCCGUCGGCCCAGACCUCAGGGACUCCUGGUACAAACAUCGAGAAGGCAAGUACCGCGCGAUGAAGGAUCUGAUCAAUGCUUACAAGUACGCCCUGAGACGAGCUCAGGAGAAGAGAGUUCGGGUGGUUGCGUUCAGCCUGAUCUCUGCGGGCCGCUUCAAGGGCGUGAUGACCGGGAGUCAGACCAUCGGCGUCGGCUUGAUGGCGAUCGCCGACUACGCGUAUGAUGACUUGCAGCAGGUAUUCUUCUGCGCUUAUAAGGAGGACGAGGUGGCUGAGGUCCUCGAGAACUGUGACGAGUUCGUUCGAUGGAAACCCACUCCCGUCCCGACUGACCGGCCGGCACCGAGCGACGUCGCGAGGAGAGUCGAGCUUACCGAGGAGGACCCGACCCAAAGGCGGGGAGUACCGGCAGAGCAGGACGCCUCUACCCCGGCCGUCGACGAGAACAGGAACAGGAAGAAGAGGACCAUCGUCACCGUCAUAGAUGCGGACGGCGUCCAAGCGAUCGUACCUGAAAGGAAGCGGAACGUCGUCCCGGAGACGGCCCUGACUCAGCACAUCAUUCGGGCAGAAGGGUUCUACCACAACGUCAUGGAUGAGGAGGAUCCAGAGGAGCUCAGAAAGUUUGAAAGCCGACUGAGAAGAGGGGCUGAGCAGGAGCAGCUGAAGAAGGCACUCCACGAUCAGGACCGCCAACUCCAUCGGGCCCUGAUGAGGGCCAACGACAUCGAAGAAGUGCUGAACAACCAGAACAUUAUCAGGGCCCUUCGAUCCACCGAGAUAUCGGACACCGACGACGCCAGAAUGGUGGCGCUGAACGGCUCACACAGCGCAUCCUCUGCGUCGGCAUUAGCAGAAGUUGAGCAGGGGGCGAGUGAGGCUGCAGAGAGCCAUCCAGCUCAUAUCAUCACCGAAGACACCUCCGUGCACUCGACGUUCAAGCACGCAUUUUUCUUUGAGAUCAUGGAACAUUUCUUGAAGGCUAUUGAGGACAAGCGUCAGGAAUUGGGAAGAUAUGGAGACCAGAAUGACCCAAUACUGAGAAAAGUCAGCCGCAAGACCAUCGACGACGAAGAAAGGGUUUCUUCGGGUCGAGAAUUAGAUCCGGAAAUGCCGGACAGGGACACCGAGGUUCCAGGAGGCAUCAGCGAGGACGAGAUCGCGAUGUACGCGGCCGGCAACUUCUCAGGAUUGGCUGAGCUGUGGCAGACCCAAUGGCUGCCUUGCAAUCCAGGACUUGAACCGGUCGCUGCAGUCCUGACCAGGCUGAGCGCGCGCAAGGACCGGUACGAGGAGGAGAUCCGACGAGCUAUCAAGGAAGAGCCGUGCGGAGACCCCGUCACGGAAGCGGAUGCUUUCGCGGGACUCGGCAAAGUGGUCAAGAAUAUCGUCCGCAAGUACAAGCGCCUCUGGCAGGAGACGAAGGACGACGACGCGACCGGCGAGGACAGCAGCCUGCGGAGGCGGUUCCUCGAGCUCGGAGUCUCGGCGACGGCCGCAUGGGCGGAUAAGAUCGCGAAAGGUACCGGCCACCCCAUCCCGGACAUCAAGGAGGCGUCCGAAGCUGCGGCAAGCAUCGAACAUGGUUUCGCGGAAGGCGCUCGGGACGGACCGCUCUUUGCUUGCAAAGGCGACGCGCAGCUUGCGGAGCAGAUCAGCGAGGAGAUCACCAGGCGCAUCAACCCCAGCGACGCACCAGGAUGA
Messenger RNA from Prorocentrum cordatum, 3882 nucleotides. The record is from the annotation of a GenBank genome assembly. NCBI's taxonomy places the organism in Eukaryota, Dinophyceae, Prorocentrales, Prorocentraceae.